ACAAGCUAACACGCAUGACUGUCGAGAUGCUAUCGGAGUAGUUUAUUAUUCGAGCUGCAUAAAAUUAGUUCAUAAAAAAUAGCUUUGCGAGAUUUUACAGAAAACUUUUGACCUGUUUCUUUAAUCUAAAUAAACGUUUAGUAGCAUUCCGGAAAGUAUUAGCAAUGCCACCAAAACAGAAGACAAAACGAGAAGAUUGGCGUGAGUGCCUGACUUGUGGUCGCAUCGUCCAUAGAUUGGACAUUUCCAGACACCAAUAUAGCUGUAAAUCUGGACAGCCAAUCGUCCAUGGAUUUAUUAAGGAUGGAGUACUCCAUGCUACUGUCUCUCCUGAAGGAGAUGAUUAUUUUACCGGUGCAAUAGACUUGCCUAAAUGGAAAGAUGAGCUUGUGUUAGUGCACCCUGCAUCGAUGCUCCUCUGUGGGCUGUCAAUUGGUCAUCUGUGUAUACUGAAUGAUUCACAUGUCUUGCGGGCAUGGCCAAAUACCAGUCUCCACCCUGUAAGUGUGGUUUUGCCAAAAACAUCAAUAUUGCAAGAAGAAAUACACUUUGAAGCUGGGAAUCUGGUCACUGUUCAGAUUUUCAAGGAUGCUGGAAGGAUAGCUGAAGAGGUUGAAAUUGAAAUAAGGACUUUGAAUGAUAUUUUCCUGAAAGAUGAAUUUCUGCAGUAUUUAAGCCUGAAAAUGGAAGGAAAGUACAUCGUGCAAGGCAGUGUUUACACAGUGCAUUAUUUUGGACUCUCGUGCUCCUACUGCAUCAAGAAAGUACAAGUUGAACUUCCCGAGACAUACCGUCUUGAAGUGAAACUGUUACCAGCAAAGGAAAGUGUUGUGUGUCAGGAUUUGUCGGCGAUAAAUAUUUCUGGGGUCUCGGAUCCUGAAGAUAUUUUGGACGUUUCAACAUCAUCCACACCAUCAACAAACAGUAUGUUAUCACCUCAACUUCAGACGCCUGAGAAAUGUUUUGAAAGAUCUGAGUAUUUCCAAACACCAACUAUACACCGGUCAGGAAAUAAAUCAGAAUUUAAUUUCAACAGAUUUGCUAAAGUGACUGCUCAAACAAAAUUUGUGCUUUCACAUUUCAAAGGAUCCAUUUCAGAUUUGACCACUGAGAAGAAGAUAACAUUUGACUACAUUGGUGGACUGGACAAACAGAUUAAAGCCGUUUCAUACUUUUUUCAUAUUUAUCUAAAGAGAUCUGAUCUUCUGGCACAUUAUGGUCAUCGCACAUCACAAGGAAUUUUGCUCUUUGGGCCUCGUGGAACAGGAAAAACUAUGUUUGCAAAAGCGAUAGCCAAUGAAAUGUCAUUGUUUCCUGUCUACAUUUCUGGUGACACUGAUGUCCUGAGCAAAUUUUAUGGAGAGACAGAGAAAAAGCUAAAAGACAUCUUUCAGUUAGCAGCUAAAAGAUCCCCUAGCUUGAUUAUUUUUGAUGAACUGGACAGACUGUGUCCUCCUCGAGACAACACUCAUUCCGAUUUAAAAAAGCGCAUUGUGACCACUUUGAUCACCUUGCUUGAUGAACUUGCACAUAAAGAGUCCAAAGUUGUGUGUUAUGUUCUCGGUAUAACCAGUAAACCUGACAGCAUUGAUCCUGCCUUACGUAGGGCUGGCCGCCUUGAUUAUGAAAUUGAAACUAGUGUGCCUUCUGCCGCAGAGAGACUGCAGAUAUUAAAAGCACACCUGCACGAUGUUCCACACAACAUAUCAGAAGCUGAUCUAAAGGCCGUUUCAGAUGCAGCACAUGGUUUUGUAGGUGCCGACUUGACAGCUCUCUUAAAGAAGGCAAAACUAUGUGCUAUGAAACGUUUAAAGCAAAAGGAAGGAACGAUCCAUGUUUUAACAUAUGAAGAUCUGCUGGUAGCUAUAAAGCAGAUUUCCCCCAGUGCCAUGAGAGAGGUGCAGCUUGAAGUUCCAGAGGUGAAAUGGAAAGAUAUUGGAGGACAAGCAGAAAUUAAAUUAAAACUGCAGCAGGCAGUACAAUGGCCUUUGCAACAUCCUGAAUCAUUUACACGGCUUGGAAUCUCACCACCCCGUGGUGUGCUUCUGUAUGGACCUCCAGGAUGUUCUAAAACAAUGAUAGCUAAGGCAUUGGCCACUGAGAGUGGACUGAAUUUUCUGGCUGUCAAGGGUCCAGAACUCUUUACCAAAUGGGUUGGAGAAUCAGAAAGAGCUGUGCGAGAGGUUUUCCGCAAAGCUAGAGCUGCAGCCCCAUCCAUCAUAUUUUUUGAUGAGAUCGAUGCAUUAGCUGUUGAGAGAGGAAGUUCAGGUGGUGCCAGCAAUGUUGCUGACCGGGUGCUGACACAAUUACUGACAGAAAUUGAUGGCAUUGAAAGACUGCAAGGUGUCACCAUUGUAGCAGCUACCAAUCGUCCUGACAUGCUUGACAAGGCUCUUUUGAGGCCAGGACGCAUCGACAGAAUUCUGUAUGUGCCAUUGCCAGAUCUUUCCACGAGAAGAGAAAUCUUGCAGAUUUCAGUAAGGGAGAUGCCAUUAGCAGAAGAUGUGGUGCUGGAUGAUUUAGCAAAACAAACCGAGCAAUACUCUGGAGCUGAGCUGACAGCAGUUUGCAAUGAGGCUGCUUUAUCUGCACUUCAGGAGGACAUCAACUGUGAAAGAGUUGCACUCAGGCAUUUUAACUUUGCGUUAGCAACAGUGAAGCCUGGUAUAAGUGCUGAAAUGCUACACUUUUAUGAAAACUACAGCAAAAAGAGUGGCCUACAUUUUGUGUGAAUUUAUUGGACUGCAUAAUACUUUGUGGAAAACUUAAGCAUAUAUGCCAAGAGAAGAGUAAAAGCAAGCAAAAAAGAAAAGUUAAACACUAGCACGGAAUGUUUGAAAUAAAAUAGCUGAUAAUGUGCUUAUAGAAAAAA
Molecule: messenger RNA, 2872 nt
Organism: Pomacea canaliculata
Lineage: Eukaryota; Metazoa; Mollusca; Gastropoda; Architaenioglossa; Ampullariidae
Product: spermatogenesis-associated protein 5-like
Exons: 15
Coding region: 165-2732 (855 amino acids)
Cellular component (GO): cytoplasm
Molecular function (GO): ATP hydrolysis activity; ATP binding
Source: RefSeq, a predicted model, not a curated record